Messenger RNA from Nicotiana tabacum (common tobacco), 1539 nucleotides. RefSeq names its product DUF724 domain-containing protein 1-like. Lineage: Eukaryota; Viridiplantae; Streptophyta; Magnoliopsida; Solanales; Solanaceae. The record is from RefSeq and is a predicted model, not a curated record.
UUUUCUCUCCGUGUACUCUCAAACUUUCUAUUUUCAGAAGCCGUCGCUCAAUCGAUAAAUCUGGGUUUGCAUACUUGCUCAUCCUAACGACUCAAUUCUACUGCAAAAGAUUGGUAUGUGGUAUAUUAGAAUGUGCAUGACCCGUAUCAAAUUGCUUUACAGACUACGUAUGACAAACUCUCUGUGUUGAAUCCUAAAGAAAUGCUCACAAACGAAGAUAUUGUGUUGCGUAGACUACAAAAGACUAAGGAACAGCGACUCGCUGCUAGAAAUUCACGACGUCGCACUAGAUAUGCACAAAUGUCAGCUGAGAGAAAGCAAUCAUUUUUGUUGCAACUGCAAGCUAAAAGAGCUGAAUCAAAAAGGCGGCGACUUUCUCAUCUUUCAAGUAAUUCACCAUUUUUGAUGGAAAUUGAUAUUCAACCUCACAAACAAAGUGCUCUUCCAAUUGUUGAUCCUUCAUUAGCUUCUGAAGAAGGUCAUGAUUCUGCAGCUACAAAUAUACCAAUUAUUGUCGAUGAAGAAAAUAAUAUGAAUGGUCGCAGCUCCAUCCUUGAAGUCCGUGAGUCCAAAAAUAAUACUUCAAAUAUUCCAACUGUAACUAUUCCAAUAUUAGGAUCAGGAUCAGCAUCAGGUGCAUUUGGAAAAGUUUCUACUCCAGCAGUUACCGCAGAUAGAGGAGCCUCUGCUGUGGCAGUCCAACCGUUUGUUGGGACCAAUACUCAACAACCUAAUAGAAUGCCACAUGGUGAACUUAAUUCGAUCACUAAGCCUGAGCGGAGUCUUGCACUGCGAUUUAAGAACUCCAAUCUUUGGAAAGUAUUUGAAUCUAUGAAUGAAUUCGCCAAACUUCCACAAAGUCCACACUUUUCGCCCUUUGCACAGUAUGAGGAGGAGAAACGAGAAGAAGCAGCUUUACAGCAGAUGAUAAAGUAUGUUCUUAUCGUUGAGAAGAUUCCAGAGUUAACAAUUGCUGAACUUAGUCAUUCAACUCUCAUUAAUGACAUGCUUGCAUCUUUCAAGGACUUGGAGGAGUAUGGAUUUGAUGUAAUGCCUAUUAAACGGCAUCUGAAUGAUUUGCUGCUGGAGAACGAGAAGAAAGCUCAGCUUCGAGGCAAGUUGGAAGAAGUAGAGGUCAGAAUCAGAAAUCACAAUCUUAAGAAAGCGAAAACUGAAAAUGAGAUUGACAAGAUUGGUAUGAAGAUAAAAGAUUUAGAGAAAGAACUUAUGUCAACCAAGGACGAAUACAUUUUAGCCAAGAACGUGAAAGAGACAAAGGAUCGCGAUAUCAUGGUAUUGAGAUCUGAAAGGGGUGUCAUUUAUGAUGAUAUUCGUCAUCUCCAGGUAGAUAACGAAAGGAUAGUAGCUUCAAUGAAGCAAACCUAGUAUUUGUUUAUAUGGGGGCAAAUACAAUUUCAGUUUUUGUAAAUACUGAACUUCAAUGUAAAUAUUUAGGGUGAAAAUCAGUUCCCCCCUCCAACUUUGAUCAAAAUGGUUCAAGCAACAACUAGCAUGCUACAUAGUAUUGUUGAUCUGCUA